AGAAACAAAACAAGAGUAGUCAACAGGAGUAGUCCCAAAUGUAUUGGUGUUUAUGAAAUGAAAAUCACGCGUGUUUCCAAGUCAGUCCAGCAGGAGGCAGUGAUGAGUCUCUCUUCAGUGCACCUGCCCACAAGAGAAGUGUGAUUAAGUGUAAAAUCUUGUCAUCGAAACUUAGUCUGUUAUUGAUGAACUUGUACAUUGGAGUGAGUCAGUGGGAAAUCGACUGACUGGAUUACUAUUUGAAUAUUUGCAGAAUCGUCAGUGAAGGUCGGGGAAACCAUCGGAUUUCUGAUCAGAACAGAUCUGCGGCUGCGUAAAAAGUGCGCAAUUUUCAACCGGAUUGUUGUGAUUGGGGAAUUCACCACUGAUCUCUGAAGACUGCGGGUUUGGAAUGAUUUAUUUGGCUGGAUUGAAGUGAAAUAUUGAGCUCAACAACGUAGUUCCUUUCGAUCAAACAGGGGUUUGUCGUGUCAGGUGUAGGAGGAAAAACAAACACGACUGUAGUAAUGAGAAGUAGGAAGAGAAGGUAGCGGAGCCAUGGAGAGGCGGACAGGGCCUGUAACGGGUGUGGAAAAGCCACCUUUAGCCCCUAAACCAAAGUUUGUUCCACUACAAAAAACAGUUCCCCAAGCACUUAACGUGGACUGUUCCCAACCACAAAUAAACACUGAGAAAUCAAAGCCAUGUCUUUCUAGACUACCUACACCAGAAUGGAAACCUGUUGCUAUUUUCACCAGUGAGUAUCAGUCAAAUUUUCAAAAACAAUUGGACAGCACCCAGGGUUUGCUGCAUUCCCAAAUUAAGUGCAAAUCUGAGAUCAAUUCAGGUCAAGCAUCAGCCAGCACUUCUCACAAUAUACGUGAGUUUUCAGGUGACCGACUGAAGCCAAUGCAAGUAAUCCAUGGCCAGAGCCAUGGGACUGUGAAAAACAAUCUGAAUCUUACAAAUGGUUCAGUGGGUUCUGAAAGAAAUGCAACCAGCAUACCUCAUGCUUCUCAUGAUUCUUCACCAACCAGAUUGCAACCCAAAUUCACAGAGUCUAACCAAGUCCUGUUAAACAACCGACAGCGUAGACACUCUGCUGAUGAACAGAAUGGCAAUUUGUCCUCUGUUCUGCUUCCUCUUCAAAAGGCCUCACCAAUCCCUGUGCAGAAUAAACUAAAAAGCAGCCAUGGUGGAGAACCAGAGAAGCCUGACAUCACCUCACAGAAGUCAGGAGGACAUGUUAAACGACAAUAUAAAGCUUUUACGGUGAAAGAGAAUACACUAGCUGCAUUUUACAAAGAAGAAAGAACUGUUACUCCCAGAAAACAGACUACACAUGAGAAGAAAUCCAGAAGUAGACUAGAAACCCCAAAUGACAAUGUGGAACUGCCGGGACAUUAUCCAUACUGGAAAGCCCUUUCAUCGCAACAAAAUACAGGCCAGGCUGUGCCUAAUAACACCACAUCAGAAAGCACACCAAAGAAAAAAUCUGGUACUACAUUGAAGCCUAAAGUGAAGUCUCUGACCCACGCAGACCUGCAUCAGUCAGAUGGCCAGAGGAAGUCAUCCUUCAAGAAGUUAAAGGAGUUUGAAUUCUCAGUGAAAAAGUUGUUCUCCAAGGGAGGACAAGGUCCAGAGACAACCACAGGUAGAGAUGAGCAAUCUGUGGACGAGGACUGGCAGGCUACCAGGAACCAAAACAGAAGCCAAAUUCAAAUACCACAGUACAGAACACACCAUGUCAAUACCCAGUAUGAUCAAUUUAGCAUCGAGCAUAGCGUGGAUGGAGAUGGUGUAUAUGAGCAUUUAUAUGAAGACAUGCCAGAUAAUAUAAACGUUUGUAUUCCAAAAAGCCCAGGAAUACAGACACAACCAAAACCCCCAAUUUGGCAGAGAAACUUCUACAAUAAAGAAGAAAGAAUGAGUGGAAAAACGCAAUUUCUUGGAGAAUUCAACACCAGAGUGAGACAGGACUAUAAUGAGAGCCAAGUAUAUGAUGAGAUCAUCUGCUCAGAUGAUGCAUUUGAAAGGGAAUUUGAAAGCAGCUCAGAAGAAGAAGACGAAGAUGAAAUAACAACCAGUCCAAUCAAAUGGAAGAAUCAGGACUCCAAGAGGACUAAGUUGUCUCACAUCGCUAAAGAGAUCGUGAGUUCGGAGAAAGUGUUUGUGGGUGUGUUGAAGCUUCUCCAUAUUAAUUUUCGGGAUGCUGUGAUGAAGGCCUCCUUGCAGGCUGGGAAGCCUGUGAUUGAUGAGAAGAACCUCAAUCAGAUCCUGUUUUCACUACCACAGCUCUAUGAGCUCAACCAGGAUUUACUGAGGGAGCUGGAGGAACGUAUGGCACACUGGAAUGAGCAUUCCGGCAUAGCAGAUAUCUUUUUAAAGAAAGGGCCAUACCUGAAAAUGUACUCUAGCUACAUCUACGAGUUUGACAAGAAUGUGGCUCUACUGGAGGAGCAGUGCAAGAAGAGCCCGGCUUUUGCAAAGGUCGUUCAGGAAUUUGAGAGCAGUCCAUGCUGUGCUAAUCUCGCCCUGAAACACUACAUGUUGAAGCCCAUUCAGAGACUCCCCCAGUAUCAGCUCCUUCUCACAGACUAUUUUGAGAAUCUUGAUGAAGACUCUCCAGAUUACAAAGAUGCACAAGCUACACUCAGUAUAGUAAAGGAAGUGGCAAACCAUGCCAAUGAAACCAUGAAGCGAGGGGAUAACUUCCAGAAACUGAUGCAAGUCCAGUGCAGCCUGAUUGGAUACCAUGAAAUUGUGAAGCCGGGCAGGGUCUUAUUGAAAGAGGGUAUCUUGCUGAAAUUAUCUAGGAAAGUUAUGCAACCUCGAAUGUUCUUCUUAUUCAAUGACGCACUGAUGAACAGUACACCCCUCCAGUCAGGCCAAUACAAGCUGAACAAUGAGCUCUCUUUGUCUGGAAUGAAGGUCAGUAAGCCAAGUCAAGAAGGAUAUCAGAAUGAGCUGAACCUCGAAAGUGUCGAACGUUCUUUUAUUCUGUCUGCCAGUUCUCCUGCAAGUCGAGACGAGUGGCUUGAGGCAAUUUCCAAUGCUAUUGAAGAUUACACCAAGAAAAUGACCACAUUUCUCCCCUCAAGCAAAGGUCCUGAAGAGGGAGACAGAGACAGCUUGGACAGUGCAGCCCAGCUCGGAACCAAGGCCCCUAUCUGGAUCCCGGACCUGCGGGCCACCAUGUGUAUGAUCUGCACCUGCGAGUUCACUCUGACCUGGAGGAGGCAUCACUGCAGAGCCUGUGGAAGGGUGGUAUGUCAGGCCUGCUCGGUCAAUAAGCAUCCUCUGGAGUAUCUGAAGAAUCGACCUGCACGUGUGUGUGAUCAGUGCUUUGAGAUUCUACAGCAUAACAGCUCAGGUAACCAGGCACUAGGUAGUGCUUUUAUUUCCCCAAAUUCCAAAUCGUUUCACUUUAGAAAGCAGAAGAAGAUCCCAGCAGCCCUGAAAGAGGUCUCAGCAAACACAGAUGGCUCAUCCAUGAGCGGUUAUCUGGACAGAAUGAAGUCCAAUAAGAGACAAUGGAAGAGGCUCUGGUUUGUCAUCAAGGAUAAAGUGCUGUACACUUAUGCUGCCAGUGAGGACGUAGCAGCUUUAGAAAGCCUGCCUCUCCUCGGCUUCUCUCUCACGGAAGACGAUCCGGUAUCAGCUCAGCAGUUUCAGCUUUACCACAAAGACAAGAUCUUCUACAUCUUUAGGACUGAGGACCCCCAUAUCUACAACAGGUGGGUCAAAGCUUUCUGUGAAGCCAUGGUUCUUUAGCCUCCACCACUGCUAACACUUACACGGAUCCAUCAAACUGUUCCAGUGGCAAAUCACAGACAUCACACUAAAUAUAUAUAUGUAUAUAUAAAUGGUAAAUGGUGCACUUAUAUAGCGCUUUUAUCCAAAGCACUUUACACUGUGUCUCAUUCACCCAUUCACACAC
Messenger RNA from Ictalurus furcatus (blue catfish), 3919 nucleotides. Its product is annotated as FYVE, RhoGEF and PH domain-containing protein 6. NCBI's taxonomy places the organism in Eukaryota, Metazoa, Chordata, Actinopteri, Siluriformes, Ictaluridae. The transcript has 21 exons. Gene Ontology annotation, cellular component: cytoplasm. The coding region runs from base 538 to 3753 and encodes 1071 amino acids. Gene Ontology annotation, molecular function: metal ion binding; guanyl-nucleotide exchange factor activity. The record is from RefSeq and is a predicted model, not a curated record.